AUGUCCCUAGCCUGCCCAAGGCUCUGGGUCCUGGUGGUCCUAGGCACUGGGUUGUUGGGCUUGGACCAUCAUGGAGUUGAAGCAGCUGUCCGACAUCGCUACAUAGCCGCUCAGAUCAUCGAUUGGAAUUAUCACCCUCAGACCAACGACCCAAGUUUAAAGCCCUCAGAAUCUACUUUUAAGAAAAUGGUCUACAGAGAAUACGAUGCAAAUUUCAUACAAGAAAAACCAAGAUCUAACAUUUCAGGACUUCUUGGACCUACUCUUUUUGCUGAAGUUGGAGAUAUUUUGAAGGUUCACUUUAAGAAUAUGGCUAAGAAGCCUUUAACCAUUCAUCCUCAAGGAAUCGAAUACAACAAACUGUCAGAAGGUGCCUCUUAUGCAGACCAAACAUCCCCUGUGGAGAAACUGGAUGAUGCUGUCCCUCCCGGUCGGGAAUAUACCUACACAUGGCAGAUCACUGAAGACAGUGGGCCCACGGAUGAUGACCCACCUUGUCUCACAUACAUCUAUUACUCCUAUGAAAACUUAGUACUGGAUUUCAACUCUGGCCUUGUUGGACCUUUGUUUGUCUGUAAGAAAGGCAGCUUGACUGAGGAUGGCACUCAAAAGAUGUUUGACCAGCAACAUGUGCUGAUGUUUGCUGUAUUUGAUGAAAACAAAAGUUGGCAACCAUCUCCUUCCCUAAUGUAUACGGUCAACGGCUACGUGAAUGGAACACUGCCAGAUGUAACAGUCUGUGCCUAUGACCAGAUUAGUUGGCAUCUAAUUGGAAUGAGCUCUGGCCCGGAAUUAUUUUCUAUUCAUUUCAAUGGGCAGGUCCUAGAACAUAACUAUCGCAAAGUCUCAACCAUCCCCAUUGUUGGAGGCACGUCAAUCACUGCAAAUAUGACUGUGAGCCAUGAGGGAAGGUGGAAGAUAUCUUCUCUCAACCCAAAGCAUUUUCAAGCUGGGAUGAAGGCAUACCUCAAAAUUGAAAAAUGCCCCAAAGCGACCAGAAAGGUAAAGAAAUUAACCCGUGAACAGAGGCGUUACAUUAAGAAGUGGGAGUACUUCAUUGCUGCAGAGGAAGUCAUUUGGGACUAUGCCCCAGAAAACGAAGACAAUAAGGACAAAAAAUAUAAAUUUUGGCACACCAAUUUGGGAAACCAAAUUGGAACACGUUAUAAGAAGGUUGUCUACAAACAGUACCAAGAUGGAUCUUUCACUAAACGCGUGGAAAGUAGUGAUCCCCAAGAAACUGGUAUCUUGGGACCAAUCAUUAGGGCCCAAGUCAGAGAUACCCUCAAAAUUGUAUUCAAAAACAUGGCCAGCCGUCCCUACAGUAUUUAUCCUCACGGAGUAACACUUACCACAGCUGAAGAAACAACUACCAAUUUUUCUACUUCAGACAAUAACACUCUGAUUAGAGCUGUCCAACCAGGAGAAAUUUAUACUUAUAAGUGGAACAUUCUGGAGUCUGAUGAACCUGCGGGAAAUGAUGCUCAGUGCUUAACAAGACCAUAUUAUAGUAUCGUGGACAUCCAAAGGGACAUUGCUUCCGGCCUAAUUGGGCUACUCUUGAUUUGUAAAAGCAGAACUUUGAACAACCGCGGUGUACAGAGGACAGCAGAUUCUGAGCAACAAGCUGUGUUUGCCGUAUUUGAUGAAAACAAAAGCUGGUACAUUGAAGAAAAUAUCAACAAAUUUUGUGAAAACCCCUCUUCUGUGAAAAGGGAUGAUCCCAGGUUUUAUGAGUCAAACAUCAAGAGCACAAUAAAUGGCUUUUUGCCCGAGAGUAUACGAACCCUGGGAUUUUGUUAUGACGACACUGUCCAGUGGCACUUCUGCAGUGUGGGCACCCAGGAUGACAUUUUGACUCUUCACUUAACUGGCCAUUCAUUCUUAUAUGGAAAAAGACAUGAGGAUGUCCUGACUCUCUUCCCUAUGAGUGGAGAAUCUGUGACUGUCACAAUGGAUAAUGUUGGAACUUGGAUGCUGACUUCUAUAAGUUCUAACCGGAGGAGUCAACACCUCAGACUGCGAUUCAGGGAUGUUAAAUGUAUACGGGAUUAUGAGUAUGGAUACAAUGAAAUUCAAUUUUAUGAUGAUGUGGAAAAGGUUGUCACAGAGAAGAAUAAAAUCACUAACAAAAACAUGCCUGCUCCAGUGGAAUAUAAAUUGGAAGAUGAUAGUGAUUACCAGGAAGGACUGGCUUUUCAGUUGGGCCUUAGAUCAUUUAAAAAUUCAUCAGGACCCCAGAAGGGGGAUGAACUCCUCAAUCUGACUGCUUUGCUUCUGGAGGAAAUUUCUGACAUGAUACCUCCAAAUGUGAAUGCAUCUUUGGAUGCCUAUCAGCUUUCCCUGAAAGACCCUGGUGGCAUUCCCAAACCUCAAGCCAAUCUUCCUUAUUUAGUAGGCACAACAACUGGUCCUCACCUGGAGAACAUCACCACUACCACUACACAACACUCCAUUGCAUUACACCCUGUAGACUCCAUUCUGAAGAAUCCUAGGUCCCAUUCUGAAGAACUUGUCAAGGAGGACAUGCAUUCAGAUGCAAUGGGGACAGCCUUGUCUCCUCUUGGUGCAGAAGAAUUCCAGAGCCAAGAAGAUGCCAAAAAAGGAACCAGUCAGGCCAAUGAGGAGACUUCCAAAGUUACCACUACCCCAGCUAACCAACCUGAGACAGAAAGAAAUAUAUCAGCACAAAUCAGUCAUACACAGGGAGAACUACCAAUAGGCAAUGUGAGGGAAAAUUUAACUUCAGAACAGCCUCAUCUUCAGAGGAAUGACAUUCACAACUCCAGAGCAGGAAUACAAGAUCUAGAUGAUCUGGUAGUUGUUAACCAGAAGAACCCACCACAGGUUUUGACUGGGAAAUGGAAUUUGGUUUCUGAAAAAGGGAGCUAUGAAAUCAUCAAAGAUUCAAAUGAAGAUGAGGUUGAAGAUAAGCAGUUGAAGAGCUCCCAGGAUGCCAGAACAUCUUGGGGAGAAGGAAUUCCUUCUGCUAAUAGGCACAAACCUUUAAAAAUAGGAAAGAACACAGUAAAUGGUAGGUUCCGGAAAUCACUUUUGAUUAAGACUCGAAAAAGGAAAAGAGUCAAUAAGUUUGUACACAAUGUACCUAUGUCCCCCAGAGGUUUCAGGCCUCUACAAGGAGGGUACAAUUCCACAUUGCCCCAUAGAGGGUUCAAUCAUUCACUCUUACGCAAUGAAUCCAUCAAGAUGGAUCAUAUAGACCUAGAACAAAUAUUCCCCAUUUUAGACCUUGAUCAGAAUUUCUCCUCUGUGGACCUGGGUCAGAAAAUUCCCCCUCCAGAAUUUGGUAAGAUAGCUUCUGAUCCAAAAUUCAAUGAAACAUUCUCUACUCUAGACUCUGUUCCUACAUCCCAUCCUGCAGAUUUCUAUCAAACAUUAUCCACUACAGAUUUUGAUCAAACAUCUUCCCCUCCAGACCCUUAUGAAACAUCCUCCCCUCCAGCUCUUUUUCUUCAGACUCCUUUUUCUCCCUACCUUUAUGAGACAACUCCCCCAUCAAACUUCCAUGAAGCUUCCUUCCCUCCAGAUCUCAAUGAGAGUCCUUCCCCUCCAAACUUCUAUGACACAUUUCUCCCUUCAGACCUCCAUGAAGUAGCCUUCCCUCCAGAUCUCAAUGAAGGUUCUUCCCCUCCAAACUUCCAAGAGACAGCUCCCCCUCCAGACUUCUUUGAAGCAUCCUUCCCUCCAGAUCUCAAUGAGAAUCUCAAUGAAAGUCCUUCCCCUCCAAACUUCCAAGAGACGACUCCCCCUCCAGACCUGCUAGAUCUCAAUAAGACUCCUUUCUCUUCAGACGUCUAUGAGACAGCUACCUCCAUGGGAUUCUCUGAGUUAUCUUACCCUUUAGUUCAUGAUCAGAUAUUUUCCCCUUCAGAUCUCUAUGAGGAAUCUUCCUCUUCAGACCUUAGUGAGAUGUCCUCCCCUCCCUUUCUUGACCAGGAACUCUUUCUUACUGACCUCUAUCAAACAUCAUCUCUUCCAUUUUUUGAUCAGACAUCUACCACUCCAGAUCCUUAUGAGAUAUACUCUUUUCCAGACCCUGAUUGGAUAGAUUCUCCUCCGGACUUCUAUCAGCCAUCCUCCCCUUCAGAUUUCAACCAGACUUCCUUUACUUUUGAUCCAAAUCAGACUAAUUUCUUACCAGAGGCUGGUCAGAUAUUCCCUACUCCGGAACCCAGCGAAAACUUCCCUUCAAACCUUAGUCAGACACCCCUUUCUCCAGUCCUUGAAUCCGUUGAGUCCCAAUCACUUCCACCCAGAAACAAUGAUAUACUGAUACAAAGACAGAUGACUUCAGCAAUUAUAGUGGGCCUUACCAAAGAUGAUGGGGAUUAUAUUGAAUAUGAUCCAGGGCAAGAUGUCAAAAAAAGUGAAGAUGAGUAUGAUUAUGAUUACUAUGUACAGUAUGAUGACCCUUAUCAAACAGAUAGAAGGACAGAUACCAGCUCACGCCGAAACCCUGACAACAUUGCAGCACAGUAUCUCCGAAGCCAUAAAGGAAAUAGAAAAAAUUACUACAUUGCAGCUGAGGAAGUACUUUGGGAUUAUUCGCAAUUCUCAAAAAGCAUGAGGCAAGAUGAUGAUGCUGAUAAUAUCAGAGGAAACACAGAGUAUAAGAAAGUGAUUUUUCGGCGCUAUCUGGACGGUACCUUUUCAGUACCUGAUCCUCGGGGAGAAAAUGAAGAACAUCUUGGUAUCCUUGGUCCUAUCAUCAGGGCCGAGGUGGAUGAUGUGAUCCAAGUAAGCCAAUUUUAAAGCAUUUCCAUCAAUGGUCAAAUCUACAAUUUGCCUGGCCUAAGGAUGUAUGAAAAAGAGAAUGUGAGAUGGCACUUGCUGAACAUGGGCGGUUCCAGGGACAUCCAUGUGGUUCAUUUUCAUGGUCAGACCUUGCUGAAAAAUGGAACCCAACAGCAUCGUUCAGGGGUCUGCCCUCUGAUUCCUGGUUCAUUUAAAACUCUUGAAAUGAAAGCGUCAAGACCUGGUAUAUGGCUCUUAGACACUGAGGUGGGAGAAAAUCAAAAAGAAGGAAUGCAAACACCAUUCCUUAUAAUAGAUAAAGAAUGCAAGAUGCCCAUGGGCUUAAGCACUGGCAUUAUAGCCGAUUCACAGAUAAGUGCAUCUGAGCAUCUGGGUUAUUGGCACCCUAAAUUAGCAAGGUUAAAUAAUGGUGGAUCUUACAAUGCUUGGAGUACAGAAAAACGAGGAAACUCUCUUUCAACUGAACCCUGGAUCCAGGUGGAUUUUCAACGAGAAGUUGUACUUACCGGGAUUCAGACCCAAGGGGCCAAACAGUACCUGACCUCCUACUAUAUCACCCAAUUCCGCAUUGCAUAUAGCUCUAACGGAAGAAUGUGGAAAUACUUCAAAGGGAAUAGCACCUCAAAACAGGAGUACUUUGAGGGUAAUUCAGAUGCUUCUUCCAUCAAAGAAAAUCUCUUUGACCCACCCAUUGUAGCUAAAUAUAUUAGGAUCAACCCAAUUCAUUCCUACAACAGACCUACUCUUCGACUGGAAUUGCAGGGCUGCGAGUCAAACAACAAUAAGCAAUGGCUUCAGAUAGACCUGCUCAAACCCAAGAAAAUAACAGCAAUUGUAACUCAAGGUGCCACGUCUUUGUCAAGUGAAAUGUAUGUGAUGACUUACGCCAUCUUCUACAGCGAUCACGGCACAUCAUGGAAACCUUAUAAGGAUAAAUUGUCUAUGACGGAAAAGAUUUUUGUGGGAAAUGUUAAUCCCAAAGGACACGUCAAGAAUUUUUUCAACCCACCCAUCUUUUCCAGGUUCAUCCGUAUCAUUCCCAAGUCAUGGAAUCAAAGCAUUACUCUUCGAUUAGAACUCUUUGGCUGUGAUAUUUACUAGAGCUAGGAUAAAUAUUAUGCAUUCAAAAGCAGAAGGACUACCCUUCAAGUACCUAAAUGCUUUAGAACUAGCCAUAUAUUUUAUAGUUUCUAACAUUCAGAUUUUAAAACAAUUUUUCCACUGUUGCUUUUUUUUCUCUCAUCUGGAAAAUAUUGAGGAUUUGCACAUGAGGCUUUUCUAGUUUAUUUUUUUUCUCCCACCAUGAAAUAAGAAGAUCUGAUUUGCAGCAGUCAUUACAUUAACAUGGAAAAAAUAGUGAAGGUUGUUAGUACCCGGAUCACUAGCUGAGAAGUAAAACAUUGUUGAUCACAAAUGGAAUCUCAACUGGGACUCCAGAAAACUUCAAUCUGGGUGAUUUUUAGCCCAGAUGUCCUCAGUGGCAUAGGCUCUUAAUAGUGUUAAUGUGUUGUACUCAUAUUUCCAGGAAAGUGAUUUGAGGUCAUAAACCUGAAGCAUUUGGAAAGCUGGUCAGAGAUAAGAUGGCCAAUUUCAAAGUUGGAAACUUUGAAAACCCUGUGAAGUCAUUAAUAAAAACUCUUUGCUAUUUUGCAAUAAUGAA
Molecule: messenger RNA, 6436 nt
Organism: Gracilinanus agilis (Agile Gracile Mouse Opossum)
Lineage: Eukaryota; Metazoa; Chordata; Mammalia; Didelphimorphia; Didelphidae
Gene: F5
Product: coagulation factor V
Exons: 23
Molecular function (GO): copper ion binding
Source: RefSeq, a predicted model, not a curated record